AUGGGAGAUUGGGGUUCUGGAGCUGCCACGGAUGGCAAUUGGGGAGGUCCCGUCACUCACUCUUUCCCUGAGAAGGGAAACGUUGGAGCAGACACUUGGGGUCAAGACUCGGCUGAGCCAGUUGGCAAUGCUGGCGAUUCCUACGACAACUACAACGGCGGUGACAACGAGGCUGGAGCAUCUGGAGCAUACGCAAACGAGAAAUGUUUCGGCUGUGGUGAAGAAGGCCACAGACGAGCCGAAUGCCCCAAGGCUGGAGAACAGACUUGCCACUAUUGCAAGAAGGAGGGCCACAUGAGAAAGGACUGCCCGGAAGCUCCUCCCAUGCUCUGUUCCAAUUGCGGCCAAGAGGGUCACUUCCGCAACAGCUGUGAGAAUGCUCGCAAGAUCAAUCGUGACCACGUCGCCGACACUACUCCUGACGCCGCCUGGGACAAGCUCAAGCAGGCUGCCCUUGAAAGGGAUGCCGAUGAUGCCAAAGAAGCGAUCGAAGAAUAUGUCAAGGCUCUAGCAGGAGAGGUCACUUACCGUCAGAUCCAGGAGCGAUUGCUGGAGGAAAAUGUCAAGAUUUGGCUCAUCUCCACUCAGAGAGAGCUGAUUGACACCUUCACAAACAUGGACCUCCAAGGCAAUAUCGACAAGAAGUACAGCGUCUCGGUUAGAUUUUCCGACAAGCCAGAAAGGCCUCGCGAAAUCACUCUCUGGCCGGACGGCGUCGAUGAGAUUCUCUCUCGCUUGGAUGACGCAGGAAUGGUGGUCGACAGAGGUGUGCCAAAGUGCUACAACUGUGGCGAGCUUGGUCAUACUACCAAAGGCUGCUCUCAGGAGAAGACUGAGCCCAGCUCAGAGAAGCCGAAGAUCUCGUGCUACAAUUGCGGCGCCGAAGGUCACCGUGUGAGAGACUGCCCCGAGCCGCGCGUGGAUAAGUUUGCUUGCAAGAACUGCGGAAAAUCAGGGCAUAACGCUAAAGAGUGCGAGGAGCCUCCUAAUAUGGACAAUGUUGAAUGCCGCAAAUGCAACAAGACCGGUCACUUCGCCAAAGAUUGCCCUGACGGAGGCAGCAGGGCUUGUCGCAACUGCGGUCAGGAAGGCCACAUCUCCAAGGAGUGUGAUCAGCCCAAGAACAUGGAUAAUGUUACUUGCCGCAAUUGUGAGGAAACUGGUCACUUCAGCAAGGAGUGCCCUAAGCCGAGAGACUGGUCCAAAGUCCAAUGUUCCAACUGCGAGCAAUUCGGACAUACCAAGGUCCGUUGCAAGAUGCCUCCUAAGGAAUCGGAUGCCUACGAGAAUCAGGGAUAUGGCGGUGACCCUGAUGAGCAGCCACCACAGCCUGAUAAAGGCUACGGUGAGGCAGCCGGCGGUGCAGGCGACUGGUAA
Molecule: messenger RNA, 1377 nt
Organism: Trichoderma virens Gv29-8
Lineage: Eukaryota; Fungi; Ascomycota; Sordariomycetes; Hypocreales; Hypocreaceae
Exons: 7
Coding region: 1-1377 (458 amino acids)
Biological process (GO): positive regulation of cytoplasmic translation
Cellular component (GO): cytoplasm
Molecular function (GO): single-stranded RNA binding; translation regulator activity; zinc ion binding
Source: RefSeq, a predicted model, not a curated record